UCCUAAAAAUGUUUCAUUGGUGGUUGUCAAUGAAGAUGGUGACAAGGAACUACAAGAGAUGCGCGACAGAUACGAGGGAAAGUUGACAGCUUCGCUUUAUACCAGCGUUCUUGCUGUUACCAUCAUUGCCAUUUUGCCAACAUUCAUUUGUCUUUUUUGCCUUCACGAAGCCCAGAAUCUAAGCUCCGUAUUGAUGUAUUUAGUAACUCUAGGGGUAAUGCUAUUAUCUGCGAUCUGUCUCUUAAUCGCGACACAAUUCCCUGCUAGUCUCAACUCUCAUCAUACUCGUCUCUUUUUUGGCCUCUUGGCCAGCACAAUCCUUGGACUAGGAUGUCUAAUUCUUGAAGGGCCGGUACCUGUUUUUGUAUCGGUACUCGCCGUCGUGGCCACUUUGCCGCGCGUGAGAGAUCACAAGCCCUCCCUGUUUGGCUUUUGUCUAAUAAUUCUUUAUGUCGUCAAAAGGAUAAUAUGUUAUUAUAUCUACGAAGAUAAGCAUCUCAAACUAUACGAGGUAAAGCGUAGUAUUAUGUUGAAAAUGGCAGACGCAUGCCAGGAAGUUAGUAAAUGCAAACAAACAAGAUUUCAUGAGAUGUAUGUACAACGUCACAAUAAUGUAAGCAUACUUUACGCAGAUAUUGUAAACUUUACAACACUUUCGGAGCAACUAUCCGCUUCGGAUCUGGUGAAAACUCUCAAUGAACUUUUUGGGCGAUUCGAUCAAAUUGCUCAGGAUAAUCAGUGCAUGAGAAUAAAAAUUCUCGGAGAUUGUUAUUACUGUGUUUCCGGACUUCCUGUGUCAAGACCAAAUCAUGCUUACAAUUGCGUUAAUAUGGGCUUGCAGAUGAUUGAUGCUAUACGUUUCGUGCGUGAAACAACAGGUUUCAAUGUCGACAUGAGAAUUGGCAUCCAUACCGGAAACGUCUUAUGUGGAGUUCUUGGUCUUCGGAAAUGGCAAUUUGAUGUCUGGAGUGACGAUGUGACUUUAGCCAAUCAUAUGGAAAGCGGUGGCGUGCCUGGAAGAGUUCACGUGACGAAAGCAACACUUCUGCAGCUCGGCGAUCGCUUUGAAGUAGAACCGAGAAACGGAGAAUUUCGCGAAGGUUACCUGGCCGAGCACAAUGUCGAAACAUUCCUCAUCAUUCCACCAAAGAAAAAUAAAGAGGAGAGCGAAGGAGAGAAUGACAAAAUAAUUCAAAGUUCAAGUCGUAUACCCUCACGGUCUAGACCAAGCAGUAAAAUGACAAAAUAUGUUGAAUGUUGGGGUGCUGACAAGCCAUUUGCGAAUAUCGCAGAGUCGACUUUAGCAAAAAAUAUUGGCCUCACAAGUAUAGCAAUGAUCGAGUCAAAUUUAUUGAUUAAUAACUCUACUUGUUUUGAUGUGAAGCAAUGGUGGAGUAGAGGUGAAGUGAUGUCAAACUUGACUUAUUGGUUCAAGGAUAUAAGUCAAGAACAGCAGUAUCGGGCGCAAAGAGAUGAACAAUAUCCUUGGUACGUUCUCAUCUCAACCUUCCUCUAUCUGAUUAUGUUCUUCAUACAAAUAAUCUAUUUACCUGGAAACGUAACGAUCUAUGGAUGCUUCGGUGCUGGAAUAAUCGGACUGUCAAUACUCUCAGCAAUUUCAUGGUUUUCAAGUAAGACAAAUAUAAGUUAUGGAAAUGAGAACCACAAGAUAGAACGUGUGAUUCUGAGUCGAGGAAUCAGAAUAUUUGUAUAUUUGAUAACAACUAUUCUAGCGAUCUGCUCAUGCGUUAUUAGUCUUACCAACGUUGAUUCUAAAUGGGAAAAUAACAUGGCCACGAUGUACGUAGAGUGUGCGGUGAUUGCGUUGGUCGUCGGAUGGACUCAUCUAAGGGUAGGAUUGGUCCUCAAAUUCGCUGUGAUGGUUGUUUCGAUUUGUACAUUCCUUGGUAUAUUUUCGAAAUGCCUCGUCAUCCAGGAUUAUUAUACUGACCCGAAAAAUGAAUUUUUCAAAAUAUACUACUUAAUUCAAAUUGGCUUUCUCUUGGGUCUCGUGUGCUUAAUAUUACAUGUACUUGAUCGAAGAAUUGAGUACACCUCGCGCACCGAUUUUUUAUGGAAAAACAAACUGAAAGUUGAACAAGAUGAGGUUGAAACAAUGAGGGGCAUCAAUAAGAUUCUCUUAGAAAAUAUUCUUCCUGCUCACGUAGCUGGACAUUUUCUUGCUUCGCGAGAAAAUCAGAAACAGGAUCUAUAUCACGAAAGUUACAGCAGCAUUGCUGUUAUGUUCGCUUCAAUUCCAAAUUAUAAAGAAUUUUACGACGAGACGGAUAUUAAUAAACAAGGCUUGGAAUGUUUAAGACUAUUAAAUGAGAUCAUUUGUGACUUUGAUAAAUUGCUACUCAAGCCCAAGUACUCAAGUAUUGAGAAAAUUAAGACAAUAGGCAGCACUUAUAUGCUCGCUUGUGGCCUUAGUCCCGGAAAGGAAGAUGGAGAUGGAUCGAUUGAUUUUAGCAAACAACAAGAGCACAAUAUUAUAGUUCUUGUCGAAUUUGCCAUUUCUCUUAUGACCUUAUUAGAUCAAAUUAACAGGGAAUCAUUUCAAAGAUUUAAAUUAAGAAUAGGACUGAAUCAUGGACCAGUGAUAGCCGGAGUCGUAGGUGCACAAAAACCUCAAUAUGAUAUUUGGGGAAAUACCGUAAAUGUUGCUUCCCGCAUGGAUAGCUGUGGCGAAAUGGGUAAAAUUCAAGUCACCGAGGAUACAGCCAAAAUAUUGAAGAAUGUAGGUUACGAACUUACUUGUCGGGGGCCAAUCUACGUCAAGGGCAAGGGAACCCUGACGACUUAUUUCGUGAAGACCCCUUUCGACAACAGAGAAGAUAAUUACUAAUGUUUAAUUGUAAUUUAUAGUGCAUGCAUAUUCUACGUUAAAAACAAUUACAAUAAGACUUUAAGCUUCGAUCAUUCAAUGAUUUGAAAAAAAAAAUAUAUUUAUUGAUUUACUGUUUUAUCGAAUAUGAUGGACUGACAACGUCAUAUAAUUUCUUUGGAUUCGUAAAGCUACAAUUAUUACAUUAAAUAUACACUAAUCAAUAUUUUAAAGAACAUUAACAAUAAAAUUGUGUGUUUUAAAAUGCCAUCAAAUUUGUGUUCACUUUUUAAUUAAAUGACUGACAAUCAUUAGGAAGUCGAUAUAAGCAUGUAAAAUUGUCUAUAUUCUUCCGAAUGUAAUUAUAAAUUGUAUCCAUGAGUUUUAUCUAGAAUUAAAAUCGAAUAGAACUCGAAAAAGAGUGAUUAAGUUGAAAUCGUUUUUUUGUUAAUGGCAAUACAAUGAUGCUGUCAACAUGGUUUAUCUUAGGAAAAAAAAU
Ceratosolen solmsi marchali is the source of this 3326-nucleotide messenger RNA. RefSeq names its product adenylate cyclase type 2 Ac76E (gene Adcy2). Gene Ontology annotation, cellular component: plasma membrane. NCBI's taxonomy places the organism in Eukaryota, Metazoa, Arthropoda, Insecta, Hymenoptera, Agaonidae. Gene Ontology annotation, molecular function: adenylate cyclase activity. The record is from RefSeq and is a predicted model, not a curated record. The transcript has 17 exons. Gene Ontology annotation, biological process: intracellular signal transduction; adenylate cyclase-inhibiting G protein-coupled receptor signaling pathway; adenylate cyclase-activating G protein-coupled receptor signaling pathway. The coding region runs from base 59 to 2848 and encodes 929 amino acids.